CGGCCAGGCAGCGCGCCGGGCACCUUCGGCAGGCAGCCAUGGCGGCGGCGCUGGAGGUGCGGGGGGCGACCCGGCGCCUGUUCGCGGCGCUGCGGCGCCGGAGCCCGAGCCUGAGCCUCGCGGCCAUGUCAGCAGAUGCUCACAGGUUGACAGCAGAGGAGAGGAACCAAGUGAUACUUGACCUGAAAGCAGCAGGAUGGUCAGAAUUAAGUGAGAGAAACGCCAUCCACAAGGAGUUCUCCUUCAAAAAUUUUAAUCAGGCAUUUGGCUUUAUGUCCCGAGUUGCCCUACAAGCAGAGAAGAUGAAUCAUCACCCGGAAUGGUUCAACGUGUACAACAAGGUUCAGAUAACUCUCACAUCGCACGACUGUGGUGGACUGACCAAAAGGGAUGUGAAGCUGGCCCAGUUUAUUGAAAAAGCAGCUGCUUCUAUGUGACUUCUCCCAAAAUGCAUGUAAAUCUAAUACACAUCUUAGCUGCAGUAUACUUCGAAGGCAAUUUACAUGAACAAAUUAAGUUGUAAAUUUAGUUUUCCUUUAUGCCACAUUUUGUAAAAUCAGUGCUUAAAUACAAAAUGAUUUAAACUUGA
Messenger RNA from Loxodonta africana (African savanna elephant), 589 nucleotides. It is a transcript of the gene PCBD2, whose product is annotated as pterin-4 alpha-carbinolamine dehydratase 2. The record is from RefSeq and is a predicted model, not a curated record. Gene Ontology annotation, biological process: tetrahydrobiopterin biosynthetic process. Lineage: Eukaryota; Metazoa; Chordata; Mammalia; Proboscidea; Elephantidae. The coding region runs from base 39 to 437 and encodes 132 amino acids. The transcript has 4 exons. Gene Ontology annotation, molecular function: 4-alpha-hydroxytetrahydrobiopterin dehydratase activity.